CCAGUGGUCACCAUUUCCAAUUAAAACUGACACAGUUUUCAAAAGAUAAACCAGAUUGCUUAUUCAUGGAAACAAUUAAAAAAAUGAGAAAACUUUUCUUCUAAAACUCUGCCCCCUACACUCAGAGUAAAGAAACAAAAGUUACACUUCAUCAAAAUCAUAAGAAUUUUGUCAUUUGGUGAUAACUUUGAUUGUCUUCACUUAAUUAUCAUUGAUUUUUAUUACUUCUAUUGAUUAGAGUAACAUUCAAAGCUAUAAAAUUGUGUCCAUUACAUUUUCUAACAAUUAGUAUUAGUAUUAGUUGAAUAUUAUUCAUCAAAUUAGAUUGUUUCUCUUUUCAUUUUUCAACUUUCUCUUAGUUUCUAAAUUAGUCAUUAAAUGGAUUCAUCAACGGAACAAUUUACUUCGAUCGCUUCUAAAUAUCCCAAAAAAUAUCCUGAAAUUUUCGCAUAUGGUACCUCUGGAAUAAGAUGUCUUGGGCAUAAACUUGAUUCCACUGCCUUUAGAUUGGGAAUUGUUGCUGGAUUAAGAUCUCAAAUUAACAAAGGUAAAGCUGUUGGUUUGAUGAUCACUGCUUCUCAUAAUCCAUCUGAUGAUAAUGGAAUCAAAUGUAUUGACUCUCAUGGAUCAAUGUUGGACGAGGAAUGGGAACCAAUUUGUACCAAAUUAGCUAAUCUAUCGGAUGAGGAGUUGAAACAAUCUGUUGAUGAUUUGAUUAAAGAGCAUCAAGCGAAUGGAUCAAGUUUAGUGUUUAUUGGUAUUGAUACACGAGGAACAUCAGCUGGAUUAGCGAAAGCAGCCACCGAUGGUGCUAAAAUCGUCGGUGCUGAGGUUCGUCACUUUGGCCUGGUAACUACUCCGCAAUUACAUUAUAUGGUUUAUACUUAUAACCUAAAUGAAGGUGACCCAACUGAACAAGGUUAUUACGAUAAAGUAUCAAGUGCAUUCAAAGAGUUGUGUUCUGCCUUUAAGGAAGUUCCCUCUAGUUAUGUGCCGAUUUUGAAUCUCGAUUGUGCCAAUGGUGUUGGUGCUUGUUCCAUGAAAAAAUUGGUGCCUUUAUUAGAACCUUUUUUACAGGUGAAACUUUACAAUACCUGCGAAAAAGGAAUGGUCAAUUUCGAGUGUGGCUCUAACUAUGUUGAGACAACAUUCCGACAACCUUAUGGUUGUGCCGUCAAACCCGAUGAACAUUGGGCAUCUUUCGAUGGCGAUGCCGAUAGAAUCAUUUUCUAUUAUCGAAACUCUGACUCGAAACUACGAAUAUUAAAUGGCGAUAAAAUUGCAGCUCUUUUCUGCAUUUACAUUAAAGAAUUGGUCACUGCUUGUGGACUUUCCGAUAAACUGACCAUUCAAGUUAUUCAAACAGCCUAUUCGAAUGGAAGAACAGCCGAAUUCUUGAGAGAUACAGUCGGUGUUCGAGUUGUUUGUACACCAACUGGAGUCAAAUAUCUUAUGAGAAGAACAUCAGAAUGUGACAUUUCUAUUUGGUUCGAAUCUAAUGGACAUGGGUCAAUUCGUUACAGCGACAGAGCUUACGAAAUAGCUAAAGAAAAAGCUUCAACUGAUUCAACAGGCUCGGCGAAUCUUUUGAUUAAAAUCUUCAACCUUAUGAACCAAGCUACAGGUGAUGCAAUUUCUGAUUUUCUUUUGGUCGAAGCGAUUCUCAGAGCUAAAGAUUGGGACCUUAAAAACUGGGACGCUAUUUACACUACUUAUCCCUCGAGAUUGAUGAAAUUAAAAGUUCCCGAUCGUAACUUCAUCAAGACAAACGAUAUCGCAACAAUAAUCUAUGAGCCCGAAUCGUUGCAACAAGAGAUUAGUAAAUUGAUUGAGACUUUCGGUCCAGGGAGUCGAACGAUUGUCCGAGCCUCUGGAACUGAAGAUUGUGUCAGAAUUUACACCGAAUCAACUACUCAGGAUAAUGCCGAUCAACUGGGUGAACAAAUUGUCUUGUUGAUUACUAAAUAUUCUGGACUGAAACAACAACGAUCAGAAAAACUCGAUUAAAGUUUGUAAAUGAUCGGGGUUCAAUCAUCUAUUUACUAGCAAAAUAUUCACAUCUCUUGACGAAAAAAAUAAAUCGUAUAUCGUUUUAAUCCAGUAGUGUUUCCUAAUUGAUUUACGCUUCAUGUUGAUGAUUUCACUCAAUUAAAUCAUUCACUUAGAUGAAGGGUGAGUUGUAGUACACACCUAAAGGGGAACUAUGAUGAGAGAGAAAGGAAGCAUGAGAUGACAAGGAGGAAGAGAUAGAGAAGGUUAUUGAAUGAACAUAGAGGUUUUCGUUGCGUAAUUGUAUUCGGGUGUUGUGGUGAUGAUUAAGAUGAGGAAUAUGUUAAUUGCUAUUUGAUGGAAAGGAGAGAUCUCUCUUUUCUCUCUUGAAAUAUUGAGUCCACACAAUAUUUUUACUUCUUAUUUCGACAAACAAAAUGAGCGUUUUCAUCUUAAUGAAAGGAAUUGUAAUCGAUAAAGUUAAUCUUCUAAAAUUGAUAUCUAAUAAUUGAUUAUUUUCAACGAAAACUUUUGUUCGAUUUGAAUUGAAGAAUCGGUUGAGGUUGGAGGUCUCUAUUUCGAGUGGUUUAGAGUUAUGUUUACUACAAUAUUCGUCGAUUGUUGUUGGCACCACGACAUUAUCUUUUUCUGCUUCAUUAUGAGUAGUUGUCACUUGUUUUCUAAUAUUAUUUUCAUAUUCUUUAUCUUUUCCUUUUGAAUCUUUCCAUAGCAUCGACAUUGGCGGGUGACGAGGUGUUUGGUUCAUUCAGCAGAGAGAUUACACUUAA
Molecule: messenger RNA, 2777 nt
Organism: Panonychus citri (citrus red mite)
Lineage: Eukaryota; Metazoa; Arthropoda; Arachnida; Trombidiformes; Tetranychidae
Product: phosphoacetylglucosamine mutase-like
Exons: 4
Coding region: 379-2007 (542 amino acids)
Biological process (GO): carbohydrate metabolic process; UDP-N-acetylglucosamine biosynthetic process
Molecular function (GO): magnesium ion binding; phosphoacetylglucosamine mutase activity
Source: RefSeq, a predicted model, not a curated record